UGGACAGCAUGGUUGGUUACUUGACGGCUGUGUUAAUAUUUCUAAGGAUAACAUGAAUAAACCCAUUCCUUAUAAAUACUAUGUUUCGUGUGGCAAAGGAAAAUGGGAAUUCAUUUAUAAAGUUUGUCAAAUGUAUGAAGGGCAGCACAGGAUUGUGAAUCGUUGUAUGUUCAUACCACCGGAUAGACUAUGUGGUACAGACUGGCACCAGUAUGAUGAUAUAAUAUGCGCUGACCCUAAUUGGUGGAACCGUGUUAAAGACCAUAUUCCAAGAAUGAAAAAUGCUGAGAAAAAUGUUGUCAAAGGGAAGCAAAUAGCAGCAAAAGUAAUGCUGAAGGGCCUCUUCAGCAUGCUCCACUCUUGGACUCCUAUCAACGUCAAGAAUUUUUUCCAACAAUUGUAUCAGUUUUAUUUGGUGAAUAGUAAACCAUUGAUACAUGACGGGAGUCCAGUUGUAUGGAGAUCUUUAGAGUUUGGAGAUGAACAGGUAACUGGAAUAAAGCCUUCUGAAGAAGCAUUAGUUCCUUCUUUUGAUACCUGUUCUUAA
Sphaerodactylus townsendi is the source of this 547-nucleotide messenger RNA. Its product is annotated as E3 ubiquitin-protein ligase RNF213-like. Gene Ontology annotation, cellular component: cytosol; nucleolus; membrane. The record is from RefSeq and is a predicted model, not a curated record. NCBI's taxonomy places the organism in Eukaryota, Metazoa, Chordata, Lepidosauria, Squamata, Sphaerodactylidae. Gene Ontology annotation, molecular function: ubiquitin-protein transferase activity; ATP hydrolysis activity. The transcript has 2 exons. Gene Ontology annotation, biological process: negative regulation of non-canonical Wnt signaling pathway; ubiquitin-dependent protein catabolic process; sprouting angiogenesis. Bases 53 to 547 code for a protein of 164 amino acids.